UCAGUUGUGGAGCCGAGCUCGGACACCGGUGCUGACCCGACCCAUUUAAACGUAAUUAAAAACUGAGGCCUUUUGCAGAGACGGGAUAAAGUCCAGAAAGAUGUGAUGAACGUCGUCACGAGACAAAUGAGGAUAAAGAUGAACGUUUUUUUUACUGUUGGCAGUUUUGUUUGUCUCACUUUUGCUGGAGCCUCCGAGACGGAGCGAAGACUUCAUCAGAAGUUAUUUAAGGACUACAACAUGAAAGUCCGGCCGGCUAAUCACUGGGAGGAGAGGGUGACGGUGCGGGUGGGGAUGACCCUGUCCCAGCUUGUCAGCUUGAAUGAGAAGAACGGAGAGAUGACAACCAACGUCUUCAUGAAUCUGAACUGGACGGACUACAGGUUGUCGUGGACCCCUGCAGAGUACGACGACAUUUCGGUUCUGAGAAUUCCUCCCAAUAAAGUGUGGCGUCCGGACAUCUAUCUCAUAAACAAUAAUGAUGGACAGUUUGACGUGGCUCUGUAUGUCAAUGUCUUGGUGUACAGUAAUGGGAUGGUCACCUGGUUGCCACCAGCCAUUUACCGCAGCUCCUGUUCUAUAGAGGUGGCGUACUUUCCAUUUGACUGGCAGAACUGCAGCAUGGUUUUUCGCUCGUAUACUUAUGACGCCUCCGAGGUUGACCUGGAGUACUACCUGGAUGAGGAUGGGGCAGAGAUCCACGAAAUCGUCAUAGAUGAGAAUGCCUUCACUGAGAACGGAGAGUGGGCUAUCCGUCACAAACCUUCAAGGAAGAACGUUAAGGACGACCUGUACGAGGACAUUACCUUUUAUCUCAUCAUCGAGAGGAAGCCUCUUUUCUACAUAAUCAACAUCAUCGUACCCUGCAUCCUCACCAGCGUCUUGGCUAUAUUUGUCUUUUACCUGCCUCCUGGAGCAGGAGAGAAGAUGACUCUCUCUAUUUCUGUACUAAUCGCCCUCACCGUCUUCAUGCUGCUGCUGGCCGACAAAGUGCCCGAGACGUCUCUCGCCAUCCCGAUUAUCGUCAACUACGUCAUGUUCACUAUGAUCCUGGUCACCUUCUCCGUCAUUCUGAGCGUGGUCGUCCUCAACCUGCACCACCGAACACCCAGCACCCACAUCAUGCCACACUGGGUCAGAAAGGUGUUUAUUCACAUCCUGCCUAAAUACAUCGGCAUGAUGAGACCAAAACCAGAGGAACCGUUGCUGCAGGAUGAGUCCGAUAAGGACGGCUCGCCCGCCCAGAGCUUUGGUGGACACCAACCUGGAGGAGAGUACUUCGUCCGCAAGAUCAACCCCGACCUCGUCUUACCCUGGAGGGGAAGAUGUGAGAGCUCCGUUCACCUCCAGCGCCUCCCGGACUCGGAUCGCUUCUGUCUGAUCCUCCCUCCCAACCUGAAGUCGGCCAUCUCCGCCGUCACCUACAUCACGGAGCAGCUGAAGAAGCAGGACACGGACGACACGAUGACAGCAGACUGGCAGUUCAUCGCCCUGGUGGUGGACCGCCUCUUCCUCUGGUUGUUUGUCAUCAUCACCACCCUGGGAACCCUGGCCGUGUUCCUGGACGCCAGCUUUAAUUACACACCUGACGACCCCUUCCCGUAGAGGACAAUGAGCGGCUGCGGUUGUCGCCUCGCUGACAGCGGCUGAACUUUCCUUAAACGAACUGUUCCACAUUCUGCACCGUGUUGUUAAAAGCAGAUUUACUACGGAGUAAAACAUCAGAAACAAAUGUUUUCAGGUUUACGGAUCAGUUUUUGUAUAAUAAUGUCCAGCUUUUACCUCAAGAUGAGCUGAAAUCUGUUUAGAGACACUGAGUGGAGUUAAGACUUUCAGACAGCAGAGGGCAGUAAAAUACCAUAAAGUUAAUAAAACCA
This is a messenger RNA of Austrofundulus limnaeus, 1877 nucleotides long. It is a transcript of the gene chrnb1l, whose product is annotated as cholinergic receptor, nicotinic, beta 1 (muscle) like. Gene Ontology annotation, molecular function: acetylcholine-gated monoatomic cation-selective channel activity; transmembrane signaling receptor activity. NCBI's taxonomy places the organism in Eukaryota, Metazoa, Chordata, Actinopteri, Cyprinodontiformes, Rivulidae. The record is from RefSeq and is a predicted model, not a curated record. The coding region runs from base 106 to 1605 and encodes 499 amino acids. Gene Ontology annotation, cellular component: postsynaptic membrane. Gene Ontology annotation, biological process: monoatomic ion transmembrane transport. The transcript has 11 exons.